Messenger RNA from Pedinophyceae sp. YPF-701, 1758 nucleotides. NCBI's taxonomy places the organism in Eukaryota, Viridiplantae, Chlorophyta, Pedinophyceae. The record is from the annotation of a GenBank genome assembly.
AUGAUGCCCGUCAAGUCCGCCGUCGCGCACACCCCGCGCUUCGCGGCCCCAGCGCCCACACAGGCAGCGCUGUGCACCUCCAGCGGGCCCGUGCAGCGACGCGCAGCCCUCGACCCCGCGCACCGGCUCCAGCCGCUCCGCGUCGCAGUGCUGCGGCAGCCCGCAACGACGCUCCACGCCGCAGCGCCGCCCUCCGCGAUCGCCGGCGCCGCGGCCGCGGUCAGCGCCGACGACGGCAACACCCCCCUCCCCCUCGACUUCCACCCCGCGCCGCUGCGCCCGGCGCAGUGGGCCGCCACCGCGGCCGCAGGGGUCCUCACGACGGUCCUGGUCUUCGCGGCCACGCAGGCGCUCGCCGCGGCGGUCGCACCCACCGUACCGCCGCCACCGCCGUGGCUGCCCGCGUUCCUCGUCACCGUCGCGCGGGCGCUCGCCGCGGCCGCGCCGCCGACGCUCUCUGGCCUCGCCGGCUGCGGCGCCGUCAUACUGGCGUGGGACAGCUUCCUCGAGUCGCAAUUCAAGGCCCUGGAAGUCACUCCGAGGGAACUGCAGCGGCGCGGGUUCCUCGGGGAAGGAGCGGGGCUGCUGGCGUGCCGCGGCGCGAGGCGGGCCGGCCCCACGUUCGACGUGCGGUACAUCCGCACGGCGCCUGCGGGCGGCGCGUCGCGGCGGCGCGUGCACUGCCUGCAUGGCUUCGGCGCCUCAGCCGGGUCGUGGGCGCUGUGCCAGCAGGGGUUGGCGGACGCGCUCGGCGCGGUGGUGACGGCGCACGACAUGCCGGGCUUCGGGCUGACCGAGCGCCCGGCGUCGCUGCGCGACUACACGUCAGACUCGAACGCCAGUAUAAUCAUGGACAUUGUCAACGCCGUGGACAGGCCUGAGUCAGGGGGGGCGGCGGAGAGCGUCCCGGGCGGCCCGGAGGUCGGCAAGCGGCUCGGCGACAGCGGGCGGGAGGAUUCGGCGUCGUCUGUCGCGAACGACGACCCUGACGCGUCGGUGCGGAACUCCCCCACGCGCAGCGGGCGCGACGGGCCGUCGGGCGGCGCGGUGCUGAUGGGGCACUCGCUCGGCGCGCUCUCGGUCUCCGAGGCGCUCAUCAGCAACCCGCGGGCCGUGUCCGCGGUCGUCCUCAUCGCGCCGGCGCUCCUCGCGCCCCCCGGAGGGCCGGUGCCGGCGCCGGGCGGAAUCUUCGCGGCGCUGUUCGCGCUGUUCCGGUCGAUCGCCGGCUACAUCACCGCGACGUUCAUCGCGCUCGCGACGCCCUUCUCGGUCAUCGCGCUGCGCCGCCUCGUGCGCAACCGCUCGUUCUGGGAGGCGGGCCUCAAACGUGCGUGGUACUGGCCGGCCGCGAAGGGCACGGCGCGCGAGGCCGGGCUGCUGUCGCUCAUCGACGACUACCGCAUUCCGCAGAUCACGCGCGGGUGGGACUACGGGCUGCUGAAGUUCGUGCGAUCGCGCAUCGGCGGGGGCUCCGCCGGCCCGCUGGCGGUCACGCGCGGCGUGCGCGAGGCGCUGCGGCCCACGCUGGUGCGGCUCGGGCGGGUCCUGCGGGAGACCGGCGUGCCCGUGCUGAUCGUGCACGGAGCGCAGGACACGCUCGUCCCGUUGUCAAACAGCAAGAGGCUCGCGGAGCAGAUUCCGGGUGCGCGGCUGAUGGAGUUUGACAAGUGCGGGCACACGCCGCACGAGGAGUACCCGGAGGAGUUCGUGGCGGCGGUCAGGGAGUGGCUGGAGGAGGCGGAGGCGCGCCGGGGCUGA